CUGCUAAGUCAGUUAUUUGUUGAAAUAUAAAAAAUACGUCGCGAUUAUUAUUAAAAUCGUAUUAACUACCUUAUAUUUAUUUAGCUAAGAAUAAAAUUCAGGAUUUUGUCUUAGAGGAUAAUAUAAUUAAAUUAUUAGCAGUAAACAAAAUAUAGUUUCGUAAAAAGUCUGGUGCAACAAAGAAUCCAAAAUGAGUUUCUUUAGUAAUUUGUUUGGUGGCAGUAAAAAGGCUGCUGCCCCAACAACCAGUGAAGCAAUACAAAAAUUACGUGAAACAGAGGAGAUGCUGGUGAAAAAGCAGGCGUUUCUCGAGAGUAAAAUCGAAUUAGAACAUGCGACUGCCAAAAAAAAUGUGAACAAAAACAGGAGAGUUGCAAUGCAAGCUUUGAAACGUCAGAAGCGUUAUGAGAAACAAUUACAACAAAUUGAUGGUACCUUAUCGACAAUAGAAAUGCAAAGAGAAGCAUUAGAAAGUGCUAAUACAAAUACAACGGUACUGCAAACGAUGAAAAAUGCAGCAGACGCAUUGAAAUCUGCUCAUCAACAUAUGGAUGUGGAUCAAGUCCAUGAUAUGAUGGAUGAUAUCGCUGAGCAACAAGACGUUGCUAAGGAAAUAUCAGACGCAAUAUCAAAUCCAGUUGCAUUUGGACAAGAUCUGGAUGAAGAUGAAUUGGAGAAGGAACUUUCUGAACUUGGACAAGAAGAGUUAGAUAAGGAAUUAUUAACAAUUGAUAAAGACCAACUUCCGGACGUUCCUGCUAUUGCUGAACCAGUCGCACCAGCUAAGACAAAAACAAAAGUUACCGAACACGAUAAUGAAUUCAAAGAACUCGAAGAUUGGGCCUCGUAGAUUGAUCGGAUGG
Molecule: messenger RNA, 863 nt
Organism: Cotesia glomerata
Lineage: Eukaryota; Metazoa; Arthropoda; Insecta; Hymenoptera; Braconidae
Gene: shrb
Product: charged multivesicular body protein 4b
Exons: 4
Coding region: 191-850 (219 amino acids)
Biological process (GO): late endosome to vacuole transport via multivesicular body sorting pathway; vesicle budding from membrane
Cellular component (GO): cytoplasmic side of plasma membrane; multivesicular body; ESCRT III complex
Source: RefSeq, a predicted model, not a curated record